Molecule: messenger RNA, 3999 nt
Organism: Cylindrotheca closterium
Lineage: Eukaryota; Bacillariophyta; Bacillariophyceae; Bacillariales; Bacillariaceae
Source: the annotation of a GenBank genome assembly
AUGUGGAGAUCAGCACGGCAUUAUCGCAGACUCCAGGCGGUCCCUGGACGCUCUUCGCUAACUCCGCUUGGAUAUGCUUCGCGGGCGCAACAUCCAAUUUCUCAGCCGUCCAUUCUCUUGCCCCCACCUUCUGUGACAUCCUCCAUGCUAUCAGUUUCAUUCAGUUCCACCACAUCUUCAGAGUCUGCACCUGCAGCCCCAAAGAGGAUUACGAAGUCACAGAUAAUGUUUGAACGAACGAAUGAGUUACUUCGAACAUCACCAGAAUCAAUCACAUGGGAAAUGAAAGACUGGAGACUAGCCGAAAAGUAUUUACACGCACUAUCUCGGCAGCCUUCCCAUACCAGUGACAUUAUUCGGUUAUCAUUUUCCUUACUGGAACGUAUGGUGUUGAUGGCAGAAAGGAAUCCUGAGUUUCGUAUGAAUACAGAACAUUUGAACAUUAUUGUCAACAAAUGGAGGAUAGGGACGCGAUACAAUGUAGUUCAUCGAAAAAAGUAUUCGGCACCGAAAGUAUUGGCUAUGAUUGAUGAUUUUUGCGUUCGCAUUCCAACGCUACGGCCAGAUACCAAGACUUAUGCCAUGAUCAUGGCAGUGCAAACAAAACUAGACCCAUCUCGAAGCCCAACCUUUUGCACCGAAAUUCUGAACCGAAUGAAACCAGGUUCCUCAGCACCUCCCAAUUCCAUUGCACUGACAAACUUGAUGGACGCCCAUGUAAGAGGUCAAGGGAAAGAUUUCACAUUGUCCACCUUAGCCAUUUUUGAUCACAUGGUGAACUCCUCGGAUCGAACGAUGCAACCGAACGUCAAGUCGUUAACUCGAGCUCUGGAGUCUUUGUUGACUAGUGGCUGGAAAAAUGAAGAAGCGGUGCCUCACAUGAAUCGCGUAUUGGGUGAUAUGCUAAGCAGGAAAGGCAGACUUCCCAACUCGCAGUUUCUGAGCUUGGCCCUUUCAUUUUGUCUUGGUGAUGAGGUGAAGCAGCGGAAAUCCACACCUCAGCUGGCAGAUGCUUUGAUGACUGUGGUGGAAGAAAAGGCCAAGCGAUACCCGCAAAUAGCGCCAGAAGGAGCUGCCUAUGCCAAUACGAUAAAUUUACUGGCCAAGAGUGAUGAUCUAUCUGCUCCAGAACGUGCCGAGUAUUGGCUGCAACAAAUGCUGGCAUCGUCCAAACGAAACAAGCCGAAAGUAGGUGAACCACGAGCAAGUCUAUAUACAUCAGUUAUUGCUGCAUGGGAACGAUCAGGGUUGCCCAUUGCACCAACUCGGGCAGAAACUAUCUUCGAUGAAAUGAUGGAAAAUACCACCAGUGUCACUCCGGGUGCAUACUAUCUUCUGAUCUCGUUAUGGUCCAAAAGUGACUUGCCAGAGGCUCCUGUAAAGGCAGAGGAAAAGCUGAGACAAAUGAUUGCAAAAUCCAAGUACAACCCGAAACUUGUUCCAUCUCUUCUGUCAUUUGUCAAUGUCAUAUCCGCGUGGAAAAGAAGUACCGUCGAUGAGGCGCCAGAACGAGCACAUGCCAUUUUAGAUCUCUUACUCGAUGUCAAAGCGAGGAAUUCGCAUGUUGAACUCAAUGAGAUUCCGUUCAACAUCGUCAUCAAUGCUUGGGCGUCAAGUGGGUCGAAUUUGGCUGAAGCAAAGGUUGAUGAGAUCAUCAGCCGUAUGAAUGCUCAGGCUUCAAGCAACCCUGGUGCCGCACCGUCGAUAGUUACCGCUCUGAGUGCAAUGAAGUGUUUAUCAUGCAUUGGUGAUGGACCCAAGAAAACGUUGAAGCUGUUGGACAUGAUGGACAGUGGCAUCAGAAAUGGAAACACAAGCAACCAGCAUCUUCGUUCCCGCCUUUAUGAAGAGGCGCUUAAGCUUUGGCAAAAGUCAACGUUAGCGGACGCCCCUCAGCAAGCGGAACAAAUCCUUCACCGAUACCUUGCAGAGCCAAAUAGGUAUCAGAAUACCAAAACGACAAAGGCAUGCUUUGAAAUUGUAUUGGAACUUUGGCAGGCCGAUGGCUCCGCAGAAGCAUCAGAACGACUCGAAUCAUGCCUCAAAGAGCUGGAGCGAAGAGCAGACGAUCUUUUGAAAAGCGGAUCAAAUGUUGAACUUUACGCCUUUCUCGCCCAGUCAUUGGCGAGAAGUGGUUUACCGAAGGCCGCGACCCGCGCCGAAAGUGUUCUUGAUUUGAUUACUGAGCGAGUUUCCUAUGCAGAUCGACGAUUAACGGAAGCCACCAUCUCUCAUACCCUCGAUACAUUUGCAUUCCUUGGUAACUUUGAACGUUUGGAAAUAUUCUUGAGCAGCAUGGGGAAAGGUCUUUCUCACGGUGCUGGAAGCGACAAAAUUCCAAACACUUACUACAGUACAAUUUCUGCACUUGUGAAUAUCAACGAAAUGCAUACUGCUCACCGAGUCUUACUAGCAAUGGUUCAUGGUUUCAAUGAAAGUGGUUCCUCGAUAAAACCAACGGCACGGUGUUUCGGGCCCAUCAUGAAGGGUUAUGCAGAUGCUGGCGAACACGAGAAGGUCCAUGAUCUAUGGACCCAACUCAAUCAAAUCCAAUCCGAAAACAGUGAGGAUCCAGAUUUCUUUCCAAGCACGAGUAUUCUUGCAGCAUUGUGCAAAAGUGAACCUCGAAAUGCGAUACGAGACCAUGCUAUUCUGCACCACUUACUCGAACAGUCGCAAGUCAACGAUGACGAUACACCUGACGCUGAAUUGAUCUACUCUGUUCUCGAUGCUUUAGUGCAAAGCAGGGACUCGAAUGCUGGAAGUAGUGCGGAAAUGACUUUAUUGAAAAUGCAGGAGUUGUACGAAGAAGGUCGUUUGGCACAACCAACUUUUCAAGCAUUCCAAAAGGCUAUUGAUUGUUGGGCAUUUGCAGAUAUGGAUGGUUCAACGGAGCGUGCAGAAAGAUUGCUACACUUUGCAGAAGCAUUGUCAGAUGAUGGUGACCUUCACCUUAGACCAACUUAUGAAGGUUAUAAGUCUGUUAUCAGUGCAUGGGCCACAUCUCAUAUGAAUGAAGCACCAGAGCGUAUUCAGAGGCAUAUCCGGAAGAUUAAACAGCGACAUGACAUGGGAGAGGAGGAAUUCAAGAUAGAUAGCGAAAUCUACGCUUCCUUGAUAAAAGCGUAUGCAAAUAGCGGAAGGGAUGAUGCGACCUUGAUGGCACAGACUGUUUUCGACAAUACUCCCGUUGAAUACAAAACCACCAUACUUUUCAAUGCUCUGAUUGCAGCGCAGGGAGGCGAUGCACUACAAGCAGAAGCAAUUCUCAAUCAAAUGCAUGAAAAGUACCUCGCCGGAGACGUGAAUUCGAAACCAAAUACAAAAACCUUCAACAAUCUCAUUUCGUCGUGGUCAAAGUCUGGAAGUCCGAUGGCACCAUGGAGGGCUGAUAGUAUCUUCAAGCGCAUGGAAAAGCUUAGUAACAGCGGGCAACUAGAUGUCAAACCAGACGGUGAAACAUUUGAUACUGUCAUUGCGACGCUAUCAAACGAUUGGGGUGCAGAUGCUGCCAGCAAGGUUGAUCGUUACUUGGAGCUGAUGAGGGAUUACUUCCACUCGGGUCCUUCUGACUGCAUGCCAAGUGUCGUUGCGUAUACGUCUGCAAUCCGGGCUUGGGGUUCAAAUAUUGACGAUCCUCGCGCGGUGCUGAGAGCGAAAGCGUUGCUAGACGAAAUGCAUGAACUGGCUGGAGCAGGGGCAACAAGCGUGAAGCCAGACCAAAAUACCUAUCUUGUGUACCUAGAUGCACUCUCCAAGAGUGCUGUUGAAGGAAAGGAGGGGCUAGCGCAAGAUGCACUGAUAUCCAUGCAAGAGAACGGUGUUCAACCAGAUGAUGACCUUCUAAUCGUCCUUCAACGCUGCUCUAUACCGGUCGGUGCUGCGGCAACAUCGUUUUCAGUUUCAAUGAAUGAGGAGCCAGGAGAGUUUUCUGAUGUUUCGACGAGUGACCAAGACGAUCCGCUUGGGGACAAGCUUAACUCACUGCGACGACGAUAG